AUGGAUUCGACUUCCCUGCAGUACAAACUCACGUUAGAGACAUCUAGCGAACAAACAGGAAUAUUGCAAGAUGAAGUGCGGCCUAUGGAAAUGGUACCUGCACUUUCCACUAACUUUGGAAUAUCUUCUGCUCUGGCCCCAUCGCCUUUGAAAACGACUUCGAGUGGAAAAUGCCUCGGUUUGUUCUCCGAAGACAAUUCGACUUGUGGAUCGCUAGGAAGCUCAGAUCAGGAGAUAGUUGCUGUGUCACCUGAGGCAGGACAAUUCCUUACAAACCAGCUUCGAAAUGACAGUCAUAUAUCUUCGUUUACUAGCUACCGGCACAACCUGUGCACCAGAGGUGAAUACCCUACAAACUCCCCAAUUUAUCAACAUUGGCCUUUAGAAUAUCCCCGGGCUGCACCUGUCCAGACCCACACAGACCCCAGCAAUCAGAGCAUGCCUGCCUUUAGCCAUUCUCAGUACUGCGGAGCACCGUUUUCAGGAGGAGCAUUCAAUACCGCAAUGGCCGGUGUCCCAAGGCAUUUAGCUUUGGGGUUUACAUCGCAGUGGUCAGCGUCUCAAAAUCCGACACACAGGCAAAGGAAAAAACGAAUCCCUUACAGCAAACAGCAAAUCGCUGAACUGGAAAUGGCUUUUGAAAACAAUCGAUUCCUCACUCCUGAAGUCCGCUUAAACAUUUCGUUCAAGUUAGGUUUAACAGAAAGGCAGGUGAAAAUAUGGUUCCAAAACCAGCGACAGAAAGAGAAAAAACUUCACCGUAUACAACAAUCGGUAAAGCCAGACUGCCCCGGACUGUGA
Molecule: messenger RNA, 801 nt
Organism: Carcharodon carcharias (great white shark)
Lineage: Eukaryota; Metazoa; Chordata; Chondrichthyes; Lamniformes; Lamnidae
Product: homeobox protein Hox-A4-like
Exons: 3
Coding region: 1-801 (266 amino acids)
Biological process (GO): regulation of transcription by RNA polymerase II; cell differentiation
Molecular function (GO): DNA-binding transcription factor activity, RNA polymerase II-specific; RNA polymerase II cis-regulatory region sequence-specific DNA binding
Source: RefSeq, a predicted model, not a curated record